AUGGAGAGUAGUGUCACCGGCGGUGAGUAUACCGGAGCCAACAUAAGCCUCAGCGUGAAGUUCAGUGGCAGAACCAUACCCAUCACAAAUCUUUCUCCGGACUCAACCAUCAAAGACCUCAAGUCCCUUCUGCAACCUCUCACCAAUGUCCUCCCUCGUGGCCAAAAGCUCAUUUGCAAAGGGAAGCUUUUGGUGGAUGGAAUGACACUGAAGGAGUCUGAGGUCUCUAAUGGGUCCAGGAUCAUGCUCAUGGCUUCUCAGGGCUUGCAUCAAGGGGACGGGCCCAUCCUAAAACAAGCUCCCACACGCCCCAUUUCCAGAGCCAACAAUGCUACGACAUUGGGAAAAGAAAAGACAGAAGUUUCUGUUGAUAAGAAGCGGUUGGAUCGAUGGAAAGCUACUGGGGUUAUUGGACUCCGUGACUACAACUUGAGGGCUAUACCCGAUGAAGUGUGGGCUUGUGGAGCUUCUGCAAGAGUCAUUGAGCUCAGCAAUAAUGCUAUUCCAGUGGUACCUGCCAAGAUUGGCUGUCUAAGUUCCUUGCAGAAAUUGUUCCUCUCUGCAAAUGAUAUAUUGGACAAUUCUAUUAACUGGGAAGCUCUAGUAUCUUUGAAGUUUCUAACUGUUCUGUCUCUGGACCAAAACCAUUUAACGACUUUGCCACCUGCAUUGGGCUUGUUGACAUCAUUGAAGCAAUUUCACGUUGCAAACAACAAAUUGUCUAGCCUCCCAAAUGAAAUAGGACUUUUGACUAAGCUUGAAGUUCUGAAAGUCAACAAUAACAGGAUAAGCACCAUGCCUACGUGCAUAGGGGACUGUAUUGGUCUUAUUGAGAUUGAUGUUUCAUCAAAUCUUCUAUCCGAGUUGCCCGAGACAUUUGGCAAUUUGCAUAAUCUAAAGUCUGUGUGUCUCAGCAACAAUGGGUUGAAAUCCCUUCCUUCUACGCUAUUCAAAAAGUGCCUACAGCUCACAACACUUGAUUUGCACAACACGGAGAUAACCAUGGAUGUUCUUCGUCAGACGGAAGGAUGGGAAAGUUUUGAUGAACGCCGUCGCUUGAAGCAUCAGAAGCAACUGGACUUCCGAGUUGUGAACUCCGGUGCAUUUGAUGAAGGUGCUGAUAAGAGCUGA
Prunus armeniaca (apricot) is the source of this 1131-nucleotide messenger RNA. The record is from the annotation of a GenBank genome assembly. Lineage: Eukaryota; Viridiplantae; Streptophyta; Magnoliopsida; Rosales; Rosaceae.